UUGAAGCACCUUCACCACGCAUACCACAUUGACCGCCUAACGGCCCGGUUCGACAUCCUGCGGGAACAGCUGGAGUCUCUCGUCGCCGAUGGAGUAUCCCCCGGGCGGCCCAAACCGACCGAGGCGAAUGUUGUUCCCCCAAAAGCCCAAACAUCUUUGACCCGCUGGAAGAUGAACGGCCCUUCCCGACCGGCUGUCAUCGUGGACUCGUGGACGGGACUUUCGACGAUGAAAUCCCCGGUCAGGAUCGGUGCCACUUCCCAGGUGGAUCGUGUGCCUCUUCGGCGAAUGUUUGUGGCGAAAGGCACGUACCUAACGCUCUGGCACGCCUCAAAGGACCUGAACGGGGGCUGCGUCUACUCGCAGCUGGCCAAUCUGCUCCAGAACUUUAUCCAGUGCACGUGCGACCUGUACUCGCUGUACGCGCUGCUUUAUCUCAAUCAGCUCGACGAUAUUUUCGCAUACAUCCUCAGCAUCGUGGCCACCUUUACCGCGCUCGGUGUUGUGCUGGCGGCGUGUGAAAACUGCAAGAACCAGGUUGGCCAGAUGGGACAGUUGCUGUACAAACGGCUGCAUGGUGAUGAGGCAGAUUUGCUCGCGAAUAUGUUAGAAAACUUUUCGCUCCUGCUUCAACACACUCCAAUGUCCUUUUCACUUGGUGGUUUCUUUGAUAUGGAUUUUGUGCUGCUGAAGGAGAUCGCAGCCGCUAUCACAACGUACAUGGUAAUUUUCAUACAAUUCAUGCCCAAGGAGGAUAUGCCAACAGACGCAACGACUGCAAGAAACUCGACUCUUGCUAAUAGUACAGCUACUGUGAGGCUUGAAUGAAGAGUGAAAUCGAUGUAGUGACGUUGAAAGCUAUCUAGAAAUACACAGCAUUAGCAACUUAACUGUUUGGAAGAGCUACUUCAUGUUCACCUACCUGCAUUAAAGUGCCAUAGUCCAAUCGGUACAUACUUAAUGCCGUCAUCGCAAACGGCUGAGUAGAUUCUAGCUUUAGCAAAAAGUGUUGUACCAUCUGCCAGCCCCGAUCGCACCGUAACUGCCACCGAAGGUGAAUGCAGUGUAGUAGCACCCGCGUACGAUGAAACUCCGACAAGAUGCGCUCGUUGGAGUGGA
This is a messenger RNA of Anopheles merus, 1119 nucleotides long. RefSeq names its product gustatory receptor 68a-like. Lineage: Eukaryota; Metazoa; Arthropoda; Insecta; Diptera; Culicidae. Bases 172 to 828 code for a protein of 218 amino acids. The record is from RefSeq and is a predicted model, not a curated record. The transcript is spliced from 5 exons. Gene Ontology annotation, cellular component: membrane; neuronal cell body; axon. Gene Ontology annotation, biological process: sensory perception of taste.